Molecule: messenger RNA, 1149 nt
Organism: Acanthosepion pharaonis
Lineage: Eukaryota; Metazoa; Mollusca; Cephalopoda; Sepiida; Sepiidae
Source: the annotation of a GenBank genome assembly
AUGUCUCCCUUGAAUAUCCUAUUCCCAGUACGGUAUCUAUCUAUCUAUCUAUCUAUCUAUCUAUCUAUCUAUCUAUCUAUCUAUCUGAGUCUGUUCAUUAUCUAUCUAUCUAUCUAUCUAUCUAUCUAUCUAUCUAUCUAUCUAUCUAUCUAUCACAUUUUACUGUUCAUUAUCUAUCUAUCUAUCUAUCAUAUUUUACUGUUCACAGUUUACAUUAACUACCUGUUCAUUAUCUAUCUAUCUAUCUAUCUAUCUAUCUAUCUAUCUAUCUGUGUGUCUACCUAUCUAUCUAUUACAGUUUACAUUAACUACCUUUUCAUUAUCUAUCUAUCUAUCUAUCUAUCUAUCUAUCUAUCUAUCACAUUUUACUGUUCAUUAUCUAUCUAUCUAUCUAUCCAUCUAUCAUAUUUUACUGUUCAUUAUAUAUCUAUCUUUCUAUCUAUCUAUCUGUCUACCUAUCUAUCUAUCACAGUUUACAUUAACUACCUGUUCAUUAUCUAUCUAUCUAUCUAUCUAUCUAUCUAUCUAUCUAUCUAUCUAUCUCAUUCUAUGUACGGUAUCUAUCUAUCUAUCUAUCUAUCUAUCUAUCUAUCUAUCUAUCUAUCUAUCUAUCUAUCUAUCUGUUCUAUUUUUCUGUUCAUAUCUAUCUCAUCCUGUUCCUAUCUAUCUAUCUAUCUAUCUAUCUAUCUAUCUAUCUAUCUAUCUAUCUAUCUUUGUUCAUAUCUAUCUACCUUAUUACGUUCACAUCCCCCUCUUUUUGUCUAUCUAGCUAUUUAUUCUUUUCACAUCUAUCUAUCUAUCUAUCUAUCUAUCUAUCUAUCUAUCUAUCUAUCUAUCUAUCUAUCUCAGUCUGUUCAUAUCUAUCUAUCUAUCUAUCUAUCUAUCUAUCUAUCUACCUUAUUACGUUCACAUCCCCCUCUUUCUCUCUAUCUAGCUAUUUAUUCUUUUCACAUCUAUCUAUCUAUCUAUCUAUCUAUCUAUCUAUCUAUCUAUCUAAUUAUGUUCAUAUCUAUCUAUCUAUCUAUCUAUCUAUCUAUCUAUCUAUCUAUCUAUCUAUCUCAGUCUGUUCAUAUCUAUCUAUCUAUCUAUCUAUCUAUCUAUCUAUCUAUCUAUCUAUCUCAUCCUGUUCAUUAUUUGCAAACACAAUGA